Messenger RNA from Acanthosepion pharaonis, 525 nucleotides. The record is from the annotation of a GenBank genome assembly. NCBI's taxonomy places the organism in Eukaryota, Metazoa, Mollusca, Cephalopoda, Sepiida, Sepiidae.
AUGCGUUUCUCAUUCGCCAUCCCCCCUCACUCUUUCUUUAUUUGUAUUUCCAUUUGCCUCUCAAUUUCGCCAGUCAUUCCAUUUCGUUUCUCCGUCCGUCGUUUUCGAUGUUUCCGUUUUGCGGAUGGUGAAGCCAAUUCAGUCGUUGACGUUCCUUCACAGACGAUUGCACCCGAUUAUUUUACUCCACCGUGCCUAAAAAUCUAUCUAUCUAUCUAUCUAUCUAUCUAUCUAUCUAUCUUAUAUCUAUCUAUCUAUCAACACGGUUCAUUAUUUCAUUUCGUGCCAACGCCAUCUAUUGGCCAUAGUCCACCUUCUUUGAAUGGCAUGUUAUCUAUCUCUCCUCAAUGUCUGCAAUGCCACGCUCACUUCGUAUUCGUGAAGAAAAAAAACAGUUUCUAUCUAUCUAUCUAUCUAUCUAUCUAUCUAUCUAUCAUUUUUCCUUGUCUACCUACCUAUCUAUCACUUUUUCAUUAUCUAUCUAUCUAUCUAUCUAUCUAUCUAUCUAUCUAUCUAUCUAUUUAA